This is a messenger RNA of Arabis nemorensis, 669 nucleotides long. The record is from the annotation of a GenBank genome assembly. NCBI's taxonomy places the organism in Eukaryota, Viridiplantae, Streptophyta, Magnoliopsida, Brassicales, Brassicaceae.
AUGGACUCUGGAGCUCUCCGUUAUGUGGCUGAUUCGAAACUUGUUCUCUCAAUAGCACCUCAAGAUCCGAUGAUCCUGACUCCGGCGAUGAGAUCUGUAGUGUUGUUAACUAUUCCUCAGGCGCCGAAACCACCGGUCCCUCCAGAUUCACCAGAUCUAUCGACUGCAUCACCAUCUCAGCUUUCUUCCCUGCCCCAUCACGAAGAUUGCUCGUCUCCCUUGCUGGUGAAGGGAAUCCGGUCGUUUUGGUCGCCGGUGAAGAAAAUCCGGCGAUCUUUGUCUCUGCAUCUGGUCCACUCAGAUUUUGAAUCUAUGGGAUUUGCCCAGUUUGUGUGUCAAAGUUCCAAAAUCGUUACAACAAGAGAGCCAAGUCCGAGUAUAAAUCCGCCGUGCAUCUCGUUUCUGGCGGUGGCUCGAAAGCUCUCCGUCUGUCUUACCGGAAAGUCUCCUCCCCUACUCCAAUCUGUAAGCUCCUCUCCUUUAGGUGACUUGUUGGGCCUGGUUGUUGAGGAUACUAUCGAGGGCUUAGCCCAUGGUGUCUCCUUAGGGGAUUUUAAAUCCAUAACCAUGCUAAGUUGUGUAAGGUCUUUAGUUCCUGAUGAGGACAUCGAACCACCAAGUCAAAUAAAGGAGAGGAGCUUACGAAUUGGAGUUCCUGGUGGAUAUUGA